This is a messenger RNA of Macrosiphum euphorbiae (potato aphid), 1008 nucleotides long. The record is from the annotation of a GenBank genome assembly. Lineage: Eukaryota; Metazoa; Arthropoda; Insecta; Hemiptera; Aphididae.
AUGGGAGUACAAAUGAGAACGAAGACCGAAGAAACGGCUGAGCCUCUGAUCGAAAAUAACAACAAGGAUGGCGUGGAAGAACCUCUGAAGCCACAACCUCCACAAAAACGUGAAAUAUUGUGGGCCACAGCUAUAUAUUUAACCACUUGGCACGUGUUAGCUGUUAUCUGUACGAUACUUUACUGGAAGAAUGUCAAAGUGGCUACCAUCUUAUGGAGUCUCCUUGUUGGUUUCAUUGGUCAAUUUGGCGUAACUGCUGGUGUACACAGAUGUUACUCUCACAGAGCGUACAAAGCCAAGUAUCCUUUGCAAAUCAUUCUUCUGGCUUGCUAUUCAGUUGCUGGACAGUACAGAGUAACAGAUUGGGUUCAUGACCAUAGAUUGCACCAUAAAUUCAGUGACACUGAUGGUGAUCCCCAUAAUGCUAAACGAGGAUUGUUCUUCUCUCAUAUUGGUUGGUUGAUGCAACGUGGACACCCAGAAGUAUUCCGUCGUAGCAAAACCAUUGAUAUGACUGAUAUAGAUAACAACCCCUUAGUUCAAUUUCACACAAAAUAUUAUUGGUUUUUCAAAAUAACUUUUUGUUUCGUAUUGCCUGUACUUGUACCCAUAUUCUUUUGGAAUGAAAGCUGGAUGGAAGCAAUUGGAAUUAGUGGAGUAUUGCGGUUCGUGAUUUUCACCAACAUGACAUUUUCAAUCAAUAGCUUGGCUCACUUCUGGGGAACAAAACCAUAUGACACGCGCAUAAGACCUGUUCAGAACAUGGCUUUGGCUAUAUUGACUACUGGUGAAGGCUGGCAUAACUAUCACCACGCAUUCCCAUGGGACUACCGGGCAGAAGAAUAUGGUGGAAACUUUACCAACCCAACUACCAUUGUCUUGGAUUUCUUUAAAAAAAUUGGAUGGGCAUACGACUGCAAAACACCAUCAGCAGAUCUCGUCAGACAAACGGCUACCAAGCACGGAGAUGGAAGUUGGAGCGAAGUACCAGUUGAGGAAUGCAAAUAG